AUGCCUACAGACAAUCCGACAUCAUCGAGCCCAGCUGGCAGAAGCGAUCCAUCUCCACUCCCUCCGUCGACCACUUCUGGCGAACAUGCCAAUGGUGCCCCGAGCCAUAGUUCUGUUCACAGACUGGGUAAAAGACGUCGAAAAGCUUCUGAGAUCACAAAUCGACGGGAUUCCAGGACAAUGAUCUCGUCUGAUAAAUCAGCCGCCUCUUCACAACUACCUACGCCCCUCAAUUCACCUAUUACGCCCGGCACCAACAUCCUGACCAUGCAGUUCGAGUCUGCACUUGCCAGGAUUGGAACCGUUAACGCGGUCGACCGACAGCGCAUCUCUAUGUUGGGAGAGGCUUGCAGGGUGAAUGAUGUUUUCUUCAUAGUCAUGCAUCUUUUCUUUUGUUCCUGGUCUUCUGGACAACCUCAGGUUGUCUCACAACUCGGUCUAGACCAGAGCCAUGUAUCGGGUCUUAUGAACUUACAGCAACACUUGCUAUUUGGCAAUCGUUACUUGAGUCCGGCAGUAGCUGAGUUAUUCUCCCGGUUCCCAGUGCCUGCAAAUCACUGCCUAACUCCUACUCCUACUCCACAAGCCUUGGUUCUGGCUAGUCAGGUGAGCCCAGUCAAGCGGUUUCUGUCUACUCUGGUGCAGGAUUGGACCACAACUUGGAAUGUGUUUUCCAGAGCAGAGGGCCCUCCUUGUCCAAUUCAGCUCAAAUAUUUCCUGAAGCUCCCAUCUGUGGUUCUCCAAGCGACCAUUUACAAGAUGUUUGUCCGCUUACGUACUGCUGACGCGCGUUGGAGCACCAUCGCCUCGGAAUUGUUUGAGCAGGCUUUGAAAGAUCCUGCGCAGACCACUCUUUCGGUUGAAGAACUUGUGGCGGCAAACGGAAGUCAAGUCACAAAACCAGCAGCCGAUUUCUUGAGACAGUAUAUGAGCACCAUGGCAAGAUAUUUUGCCGGGCAACCUGGGCUCCAAGGUCAAUCAUUACCGCGUCAAGGUGAGAGUAAUCAGGUUUCUGCCUUGGCAUCCAGGACAGUACAGCUAUCACCAGUCCCUGUCCCAGAGCCAGCGGCCCCCUUGUUCUAUCAGCAAGCUUCUAUCGGCUCUUUACAACCUGGACUACUCUCCGAUGUCGCUGGGCCCAUCCGCGCUAGCCACACAGAACAGCUUCCUUUUACAGUACCUCAAGGUCAGGCUCCAACCAUGGGUGCUGUGAUGACCCCAGCCCAAGCUAUGCUGAACUCCUGUAUUCUCCCAACUCAGACGUUUACUAUCCAUCAGAAUACCGGUCAUCAACCUCGCAACCGCACUAGCAUUGUACCUCAAGGGGGAGGCGACGGUCAUGUCCAGGCUCAACGUGGAGCACAUGUGCCUCAAAUGAUUCCCGUGACGGCGGUGCGACAAGCGAGACCUCGUGACGCCUUCAUGGGCCGAGACGGAAAUGUAACUUUACCUAUCCUUGCUACUCCGGAGCCAGAUCGUUACGCGCUUCAUCAAGCUGAUCUGCACACCCCACCUAUGGACAAAGUCAACUCUUUGGAUGGCGUCCCCCAGAGUAAGUGGUACCAAUACGUGGAGACUAUCAUCACUCGAUCAAAGCUUCUCAACGUCGAUUCACCUAUGGCUGAAUGGACCUUUGAGGUGCCAGAACAGUAUUGGGCAAGAAAGGCGCAGAGCGAAGAAGUGGUCGGCGACUCCUUCACAGCUCAUCGAAAGAUUGUCAAUGGCAGUACUCAGUUUAGGUUGAAAUGCAUAGGAUCAGACAACAACCAAGAUUUGCAGAAUAUUGCCGAAUCGGAAUAUAUCACGCUACCAACUCAAUGGCCACGCCACCUAUCCGCCUCGGUCAAUGACAACAUGGGCAUUGAUUUCCGACGGAGAGCCCACCAUGGUGCUGAUAUUCCGGCCGACGUGACCGACUACUUCCAGGAAGGAGUUAACGAGGUGGUAAUCUGCAUCAAUUUCGAUCCAAGAGAGCGUUCAAUGAGCUAUUUGAUGGCAAUUGAAGUCAUCACAGUGGCUGACAGAGAGGUAGUUCGGUCAAUGGUCGGACAGGCUGAUGCGGCAGACGUUAUGGCGUCAAUCGUCGCGACACUUCAAUCCCACCCGGAUGGCACCGACGACGCAGACCUGGUCGUUGCACAGUCAUACAUCAGCAUUGAUCUAGUGGACCCAUUUAUGUCAUGUAUUUGGUCAACCCCAACUCGCAGUAGAGCGUGCCGGCAUCGUGAAUGCUUCGAUCUUGACGCAUAUCUCGAUAGUCGUACAAACCACGGCGGUGUAACGAAACCAGACCAAUGGAAAUGUCCUAUUUGCAAGAAAGACGCCAGGCCUCAAAUGCUGGUCAUUGAUGGCUUUCUGACCAAUGUCAGGAAGGCUUUGGAUGCGACCGACAGCCUGGAUGUGAAGGCGAUUGUGGUAUCUCGGGAUGGUAGCUGGGAAACCAAGGUUGAUCCAUCAGUACAGGCCAAAGUAAAACCCAGAAACGACAUGCAAGCACCCAAUUCCCAUGCUCAUGCAGCGGGAGCAUCAGACCUACUCUCCAAUGUGUCUGGUGAAGCAGAUCCGACAUCAACGCCUCAAACAGAGGUGUUUAUUAUUCUUGAUGAUGAUGAUGAUGAUGACCAUGAUGAUUAA
Molecule: messenger RNA, 2634 nt
Organism: Exophiala spinifera
Lineage: Eukaryota; Fungi; Ascomycota; Eurotiomycetes; Chaetothyriales; Herpotrichiellaceae
Exons: 1
Coding region: 1-2634 (877 amino acids)
Biological process (GO): protein sumoylation
Molecular function (GO): SUMO ligase activity; zinc ion binding
Source: RefSeq, a predicted model, not a curated record